UUUUGAUGUGCAACUCUUAUUUGAACUUGACUGCGUUUAGAGCGCUCGCAGUGCGCGUGAGUGUGUUUUGAACAGAGGGAGGCGGGUCUUCGCGGACUGAUCACCGAUCAGCUGAGGCUCGUCGCGCUCACGCUCGUAUCAUAUUUAGCGUUAUUCCCGUCUAUGCAUGUCGGAGCGAUGUUUCACUGUCGGAGGAACGUUUCUGGAGCGGCUUUAUUACUGCAGCGUCUGCAAGUAACGUUACUUGACGCGACCUGCGACGCGAGCCGCUCAUUGCAUAACUCCCGCUGCUCUCAUGUUUACCGGAGAUUAACGGCAAGCAAAGCCGUUCUAUUCCGUUCUCGUUUACACGAUUCUCAGUUCGGAUCGCCGCCGGAUCUCGGUGCUCACGCGCGAAUGGCGGCGUUCGCUUUGAAGGCUGCCGCGCCGCGGCGCGAAUACGGCGACGCGAGGAACUCCGAUCGGAACGUUCUUAAACUCAGUGAACUCGACUCGUUUCUAUCCGUUCGUUCUUCAGCUCCUGUCGCGAUCCAAACGAGACGAUCCUCCACGACGCCCGAGAAAACGCAAGACGAACGCGCCGCUAACAUUCAAACGCAGGAUCAGGUGUCGUCUGUGUCCGGCGCUGAAGGUCAGAGGUCAGAUGAGAAGCCCAGUAAGACGCAGCAGCUCAGGAAGGUGUUUAAGGAGUACGGCGCCGUCGGCGUCUCCUUCCACAUCGGAAUCUCUCUCAUUUCUCUGGGAAUGUUCUACGUCGCCAUAUCCAGCGGGCUGGACGUGACGGCUCUGUUGUGUAAGCUGGGCUUCAGUGAGUCGGUGGUUCAGUCGCGGAUGGCAGCUGGCACCAGCUCGUUUGUGUUAGCGUACGCCGUGCACAAGCUCUUCGCUCCGCUGCGGAUCAGCAUCACGCUGGUGUGUGUUCCUCUGAUCGUCAGACACCUCAGGAAGAUGGGACUCUUCAGAGCCGGUCCAACCAGACCCACCACACGCUCAUAAGCUCCUCUAUUCACACUCAUCUCACGACACUAACUCAUCCAGUGCUUCUCUAGACUCUAGAGCGGACAGCACCUCAGACGCACAGAAAUCAAAGGUGAACGCUUUGGGUGGAAACGAGUGCCUCUCACAACACGACUGCUUUCAUGAUUGUUUGUUUGUUUUUUAAGCUCUACAGUCACAGUUACAUGAAGUCUGCUGACAUUGAUUUUAUGAGCUGUGAUUUUUGUAAAUUGAGGAGUUAAUGAAGGACUGUAAUGUAUUGGUUUGUCUUGUUCUAAGACAGUUGAAUUGAUUUAGUUCACACUAAUGUUCAUCACCUCUAUCAGACGGGCUUUUUAGGAGAUUUCAGGACAAUUAUGAACUUUGACUGUUAAUUAUAUUGAAAAUCUCAUUGUGUAAUAUAAUUGAAAAUCUUAAUAUUGUGAAGUCAAUGUUAUAUUUGGCUGUUUAAUUAUGUAAUAAAAUGUUUGCCCUAUAAGGACUAACUGUUUUCUUUUUAUU
Molecule: messenger RNA, 1497 nt
Organism: Onychostoma macrolepis
Lineage: Eukaryota; Metazoa; Chordata; Actinopteri; Cypriniformes; Cyprinidae
Gene: mims2
Product: family with sequence similarity 210 member B
Exons: 3
Coding region: 163-996 (277 amino acids)
Cellular component (GO): mitochondrion
Source: RefSeq, a predicted model, not a curated record